AUGCACAACACAGCAACCCUCAAUGGGCAAAGAAAUCAUCAAACAAGUCAACCUCCAAGCAAUAGAUCUCCAGGAAAUUUCCAACACAGCAACCCUCAAAACGAUCAUGAUGUUGAAUCCCAUUACAAUCAAGACGGAAAUCGAGCCAAAGGCUCAGUUCCUGGUGGAAUGUAUUACAAUGAUCAGGAAGCGGGAUGCUUAGUUCCGGUUGGAACUGUCCCCAAAGAGGGCCAAGGCGGAAUGCCUUCUGCCAAAGAGCAGCAUGAUCAAUUUGUCCAACCUUGUGAACGGCAAGAAAUGUAUCCUCCUCCUGAAGACUCGUAUCCUUCAGAUGAAUUGUAUCCUCCAACGGAUGGUCAAGGCUAUUAUCCAUACGAUGAUGCCUCUGAACAUUACCACUACUCUGAUGAAGCUCAUUGA
Cylindrotheca closterium is the source of this 420-nucleotide messenger RNA. Lineage: Eukaryota; Bacillariophyta; Bacillariophyceae; Bacillariales; Bacillariaceae. The record is from the annotation of a GenBank genome assembly.